GAUGAUGUUUUGUUAGAUAAGUGGUAUUUUACUUAGUGGAUAUGCAUAGACUGGAGAUUAAACAGUACCGACCAGCCCUCCACCGAACGAUUGGAUUUCGAAACCGCGAAUAAAUCCAACCACAGUCAAAGGGAAAUUACACUCGCCAAGGCAAACCAGCUUCAGUGGCGUAGCAGCAUAUUUCUACCCCAUUCCAGUGUAUCCUUGCAGCAACAACAGCAGUGUGAGAGCUGUCGGACGAGAAAGCAGUUGUGCGCAUACGUCCUCCCACGAACAACGUUUUACGGCUCAAGUGACGAAGCAAAGAACAACAAGCAUUACUAAACAAAUACCGUGUCCGGCAACCGUGGAAAACAUGCCAUUCCAUAAGUACAUUUUUACACCGAGGCUGUUGAAAGAAUAUGAUGGAUCCCGGGACAAUUACGAACCGGGAACAUUGGAAAAAUAUGGAGACCAGCUACUGACAGCUCUUAAUCUGAUGUGGAGUUUCAGUUAUUAUACCUCCCCUAUCCUUGUGUCCAUCCUGUAUCGGCGCGGUUAUUUUGUCGCCGAAUCGGUUGGCACCUUUGCGAAGGUGACGACCGGUAUCGGGCUGCUGGUUGCAGUAUCCCUGUGUAUGCGAGGUUUGGGACGGUCGAUGAAUAUGGUGUACGUUCGGUUUGCGGAAACGCUAGAAAAUGCACGACGCAAUAGCGAACGCUGCGGGGAUCCAAAAGCCGCCCUCCGGCGUUACGACUUUGAUUUCCAUCAAUGGCCAGUUGAUUACACCGUCAAAGGUGGAAGUCGUAAAACGACAGCUCAGCGAAAUAAGAACUUCUGGAUUUCAUCACUCCCGUGCCAGAUUGCGGCUUACGUUGCUAUACACACGUUUGGUAUUCGAAUGAUUUAUCCUGGCUCGGUGCGGCUACUGCAAAGCUAUGUUGAACCGAUGCUGAUCGAAGGCCGAACGAAGCUAGUUACUCAGUGUAAUGGCCAGCGUAACAAAGUGAAAACCGCCGACGGGAACGAAAUAGAUACGAUCGUAGUCGACAAUAGGCACAAAAGUGCCAACGGUAAAACGCUCGUCAUCUGCUCGGAGGGAAAUGCUAGCUUCUACGAGAUCGGCAUCAUGUCCACACCGCUGGAUUUAAAAUAUUCCGUGCUGGGCUGGAAUCAUCCCGGAUUCGCAGGAAGUAGCGGACGUCCGUAUCCGGAUCAAGAUCAAAACGCGAUCGAUGCUGUACUGCAGUUCGCCAUCCGGGAGCUUGGUUUUAAGCCGGAAAAUAUCAUACUCUACGGUUGGAGCAUCGGUGGAUAUUCGACACUUUAUGCAGCCUCUCAGUAUCCGGAGGUCAAGGGAGUUAUUCUGGACGCAACGUUUGAUGAUGUGCUGCAGCUUGCUUUGCCCCGCAUGCCGGAACGUAUUUCAAACAUUGUCAAAAUCGCCAUUCGAGAUUAUGUUAAUUUAAACAACACAGAACUGAUCGUUAGAUACAAUGGACCGGUGCUGUUGAUACGACGAACGGAGGACGAAAUUAUUUGCUCAGAAGAUGCUAACUUAGGUACAAAUCGAGGAAAUUAUCUGCUCAUCAGUAUGCUUAAGUAUCGUUUUCCGAACAUCUUCAGGCCGGAACAGGAAGCGCUCGCGAAAGAGCUACUAUCGAAACCGGUCGAUUUUAUCAAGAAUGGUGAGUAUCGGUCAAUUGCAAUUGUGCCGGAAGAAUAUUGCAUCUCAUUACUGAUGUCCUACCUUAGCGACAAUGGAAACAAUGGUACCAGCCGAAGCUACCCCAUAGAAAUUGGUGCCGAGUACACAACCGAGCAACGUAAUUCAAUGGUUAAAUUCCUGAUUAAAAAAUACUUGGUGGACUUCAAAUCGACCCACUGCACUCCACUACCGGAAGAAUUCUUCCAGUCACCGUGGGAAAUUCCAUCCGAAACAGAUUACGUUUUCACAUAAAUAGUUGUCAAUAAUCCUAUUGAGUAGGUGGCACAUAUGUAGUUUGUGGUAAGCUUCUUUUGUACGUUCAAUCAGUGCAGGGUUUUGUGUUUGAUUGGUUAUUAUUUGCCUGCUUUGAUUCAGAUCUACUUCGUGUGCGUGUGUCAAAUCUUUCAUUGUACCAUCUUAACUUAACUCCCUCGUGCUGUAUCCAACUUGAAGAAUACUAUGCUAGCUUUGUAAUACUAUGCUCCGUAUUAAUGAGAGAGGAGAGUACUGUUUACGCAUAUAAAUAUAUACCCGUAGCACUAUUAUUACCAUGUGGCAGGAGAAAGUAACACAUGUGCAAAUUUUGUCAUGAGUGCAUUUGUGGUAGGAAAAUGGGAAGCGUUUUACAAUUCUCCUGAUUCUAGACAUUUAGUACUAAACUCAAAAUCUGAACUGAAAACGAGGAACAGGAAAGGACGAAAUGGGCAGAAUGGGAUGGGAAAAAAAAUUACCAUUACAUUCUUAUAUAAGAUAUAUGGAAACUUACUAUUGAUACACGGUAAAACUGAUAGGUGGAGGUAAGACAAGAGACGAGAAUGAAU
This is a messenger RNA of Anopheles moucheti, 2508 nucleotides long. RefSeq names its product phosphatidylserine lipase ABHD16A. Gene Ontology annotation, cellular component: endomembrane system. The record is from RefSeq and is a predicted model, not a curated record. Lineage: Eukaryota; Metazoa; Arthropoda; Insecta; Diptera; Culicidae. Gene Ontology annotation, biological process: monoacylglycerol catabolic process; phosphatidylserine catabolic process. Gene Ontology annotation, molecular function: monoacylglycerol lipase activity; glycerophospholipase activity. Bases 356 to 1939 code for a protein of 527 amino acids. The transcript is spliced from 9 exons.